UUGCUCAGAAUUGACGCACGUUUUUAGUGUUGAAUAGACACGCUUGCUUAUUACCGCAGGAAGCUUUGAAGGUUUUUCACAAGAGUCAAUGUAUUCUGGUUUAUAUUUUCUUCUCCUUACAGUGAACAUCUGGGGAUUAAACGAAAUAUUCUGACAUUGACUUUGGUACAACAUACGCUCUAUUGUGAACUGAAUCACUGAAUCAAGUGAUCAAGUAAACCGAAGAAUAUUCUCGGUGAAACACGUUAAAAGAAUGACUUGGGAAUUCUUGAGUCUACUAUGUUUCGUUAUUUUGAGAGGAAAUCGUGGUGAGAAUACUGGAUAUUAUGGACUUUACGAAAGCCCGAUGUCCCUGUUUGAGAUGCAGGGAGCUACUCAAGUAAACACGUUCACUCGCUUGGGUUUUUACCGAGCAAUUUUGAGCGAAUUCUCCUUGGUCACCAGUUAUGUCAAAUCACCUGUUAAAAUGGGAAUGUAUGUUUCGGACAAGAACAAAAGGUUUUCUACCUUCGAGUAUGCAAUAGCCAGCUCACUAGACUCUUCUCUGCCAUUGGGGUCGCGUGGCGGCGUAAAUUGUUCUGGAGAUGAUUUGUUCGAAGUCCAAGGGAAACUUUACGGUAACUUUUUCGAGAUGAAAAUCAUAAAUAAGCAGCCCUUUGACGAGAAACGAUGCGAGUCGUAUAUUUUGAAUGUUGAAGCGAAGCUGGACGAAAGAACAGUCGAUAAAACGAAAGUUUUUAUUCAUACACCACUGCCUGCAAAUUUCGACGCACGUUUUAACGUAACCAGGAUGUCUGCAGUCAUUCCCAGCGACUUACCACUCUUUCAGCCGAUCAUACAACUUCGUAGCCGAGAUCUCAGCGACGUUGGAAAAGUACAUUUCUUGCUUAAAAAUAAGUCACCAUAUUUUCUUCUGAACCCUGCAAAUGGUGUUUUGAUGUUGAAACUGCCUUUGCCUGUUGACAAUAACCAAUUUCACCUGGUGGCAUUAAUGAAUAAGAUGAGUGCAAAAACGAAUGAGCAGACCUCCAAAGAGGAAAGAUGUAAGAUUACCAUUAAGGUGAGACGUGUAAAUGAGCAUUCACCUACCAUUCACAUUCAAGCUGUGCAUUCACCACAAGUUAGUGGCAAUAUGAUAUUACUUGGAGAAAUUGUGGUGAAUGACCGCGAUCAUGGUAAGAAUGGGAAAAUUGACUAUUGCAAAAUCACAUCUGGCAAUGAAACUGGGAAAUUUUAUCUGAAGCGAAUAUCGCCAAAUGCUGGUCACUUUAAAUUGUAUGUCACAAACUCUGUUGAUUGCCUGAAUUGCCCAAGCCAUGUCACUUUUCAAGCAGCAGAUAAAGGCGAUCACCCCAAGACAGCAGUAAAAAAACACUCCUUUGUCCUAGGUCAAGCAUUCGGCAGAAAUGAUUGUUCUUUGAUUAGAAAUCAAGUUGUUGAUGUCACUGAAAUACUACCUGUUGGCUACAGCAUUAUUGAUUUGCAGUCAAUCGGUUCAAAUGCCAAUGUAUCUUGUUCUGCUGUGGUGGGAGAUAAGUUUGCACUUGAAAACUGUAGAAUAACAUUAGCUAGUCCCUUAAAUGCCUUGAUAGCAUCUAGCUAUGUCAUGCUUAUUUCCUACAAAAUCAGUUGUGGGUCAAUUGUUCGAGCUGGAUUGACUACAAUACAUGUGAAUGUAAUUGAUUUCAACAAUCAUAUGCCUGUCUUCCUUACAAAAACUAACUACAUAGAAAUUCCAGAAGGUAUGGCUGUCAAUUCUGAGAUUUAUAAAGUACAUGCUCAGGAUGGGGACAUUGGGGAAAAUGGACGGCUAAUCUAUUGGUUUACUAAGGAUUCAAAUCAAUUUGCCAUAAAUUCAACCACAGGUGUUAUUUCUAUCAAGAAAGUCCUUGAUCUUGACUUAGGAGAACCCUGGCUAGUCUAUCUUGUUGUGAGAGCUGCUGAUAAUGGAUUGCCGUUUCGUCGAGAAGCAGAAAUUGUUAUUACUGUCAAGAUAAAGGCACGAAAUGACAAUCUCCCUGUUAUCAAGCAAGACUCUUGUCAUAUCAAACUUCCCGUCCAUGCUUCAGUUGGCAUGGCUGUCUUGCGACUUCAAGCUGUCGAUAUCGAUCUUUACACAGGUAGUAAAAUAUCAUUCUCCCUGGUAUCAGGCAAUGAUCAGGGGUUUUUCUCGAUCGAUGCUGACACGGGUUAUCUGACUCUCUCCAAACAACUCCCAAAUGAUCAUAGAACGCUUACUCUCCAAGUAUCAGCUUCUGAUGGUAGCAGAAAAUCCAGGAACAAUGCCAUUUUGAAGAUAAAAGUUGAAAGUGAUCUUAACACAAUGAAUGCUUCAUGUGUCAUAUCAGAUGCAUAUUUAAGAGCACUGAAGUUGAAGCCAAAGAAAGCCCCUUUGCCUGCUGUCAAGCCGCUGACAAGCAGCAGAACGUACACAAACGUUUAUGCGCCAGAAUUUGCCAGCAAAACUUUGUAUGUAACAGUAUCUACAAAUGUAAACGUCGGUGCUGUGCUGGCAGUUCUUAAAGCGGACGAUAAAGAUGUUGGUUAUGAAGGAUUGUUGACGUACUACAUGGUUGAAGUUAAUCGUUAUUUUUCACUUGAUCCUAUGACUGGUGAACUCAAAGUUGUAGAAAUACCCGAUUGGAGAUUUUUUGAUAAGUACGAGCUAAAUGUAUCCGCCUGGGACUCUGGAAAACCGCGAAAAGUUGCAUUUCAAAAUGUUGUUGUCCGUUUAAACGAUGCUGUUGGUAGGCCUCCAAAAUUUACCGAGGAAUUUUACAAUGUUUCUGUGUACGAAAAUUCACCUGGCGGGUCGGUCAUUGUAAAUUUGAUUCGAAAAGAGAAUAUGGGUGGCAGAAGGUUUACUCAUAAGCUUGUGAACGAUUACGAUAAGCUUUUUUCCCUCGGUGUUCGCAAUGGAGGUUUGAAUUUAGUUGCUAACAAACGAUUAGAUUAUGAGUUUAAGCAAGUGUUUGAAUUACACGUCCUAGCGUUGGGACCGUUUUCUGAAAACAUAUCGGUUGCCCACUGUAUCGUACUCGUGAAUGUCAAAGAUAUCAAUGACAAUCGUCCAACUGUUUACAACAAGGAUCAAAAAAUCGUGAUCAUGAGAGAUCUGCCGCCAGGAAGUGCCAUAACUCAAGUUGCUGCUGACGAUGUGGACUCUGGCGACAAUGGACGACUGAAAUUUUCAUUAACGAACACAAGUUUUGACUCAAGGCUUUUCUCAAUUGAUGCAAACAGCGGCCUGAUCAAACUUCAUAGGUCCUUGCACGAUGUUUCACAAGAUUCUUUUGAUCUUUCUGUUUUGGUGAGUGAUUGUGGCACGCCAUCGUUAAACGUGUCCGCGUAUCUCGACAUCGUCGUAAUGUCAAGGGCGAAUAUGCAAAAUCUUCGAUUAUCAAACAGUCGAAGUGGGAUUGAAAUGUAUUCCGUACUCGAAAACCUUCAAGCCGGAGCGCAAAUAUUAGAACUGAGAGAUAGUCGAUACAUUUUCUCUAUUGUUGAUGGCACAGAUCCGAGCAAAUUCAAACUUGUCUCUGGUUUCAUCGUGACCACCGAACCGUUGGAUCGUGAGAUUGUCGCAUAUUAUUGGUUGAGCGUUAUGGCUACCGUUAAAAAAUCUGGACAUUUUAGUCACAUGCGAGACAUUCUCGUGAAGAUUGAAGACAAAAAUGACAAUGCCCCGGUCUUUUUUCCUCCGCUUUACGAAAGUAGGGUACCUGAGAACACGAAGCCGAACGAACUAGUCGCCGCACUCUCGGCAAAGGAUGCCGAUUCCGAUGACAACGGGAAGGUUUCGUAUAAAAUACUCCGAGGUAACGAAAACGGACAUUUUAGUAUAAAUGCUUCAACGGGGGUCAUACAAACCACCGCUAUCGCAUUAGAUUAUGAGGAUAAGAAAACAUUUUUCCUUCGCAUUCAAGCAAGUGAUGGUGGCAAGCAGCCGUUGACAAGCGAAGCGACCGUUAGAGUUUACGUUCUCGACGAGAACGACAACCCGCCGAUCUUUCAACCCAACCUUGACGUGCAAUAUUCAGUUACGUUUGGACAUAAUGUUCCAGCAAACACGCUACUUGGUCAAAUACUUGCCACUGAUUUGGAUUCGAAAAAAAAUGGACGGGUGACUUUUACCAUUCUUGAUGGAAAUACCGGUGGAAUGUUGAGACUUGACGCAAAAUCCGGCGAGCUGUUUAACAACGCUCCUCUCAGUGAUCUGGAUAUUUUCCGUUUGCAAAUAGAAGCUAAAGAUGGCGGCGAUGUGGCGCUAACCUCGACGUUGAUUGUAAAUGUAUUUUUACAGCAGCUAUUUUCACUUGCACCCAAUACGCCCAAAUUUCUUCAUAAGGUAAAGGAAGUGCAGAUUUCAGAAAGUGCGAAAGUCGGUCAUCAAAUUGCUUUGCAAACUACUACAAGUGACCAUUCCACAUCUUAUUUCAUAUGCAAAGGCAACGAAAGGCAAAGAUUUAGGGUUUUGGAAAAAAAGUUGCAACUCAUUGCCGCCGUCGAUUCUCCUUCGUACAAGUUGGUCGUGUGCGCAUAUGAUGGGUCAAAUAUAGUUAACUAUACCCUGAAUAUCAAAGUUAAGGAUGUAAAUAAUCAUUAUCCCGAACCGCAAGUCAUUGAGAAGAUUGCCAACGUUCCAGAAAGUGCCAUUGCUGGAACAAAAGUUACCGAGGUUUCUGCUUCUGACCUUGAUUACGGUGUCAACGCUCAACUGAAAUAUUUCUUCAAGUCUGCUUUUCGGACCGAGUCCCUCGGUUUAUUUUCAAUUGACGAACAUUCCGGGGAAAUAUUUGUAAAAGGAGAACUAGACUACGAACAUGUCAAAACGCACGUAUUGAUCGUGGGUAUCAAAGAUAGCUCGCUUAUCCCGCUCGAAAGCACAAUGUAUGUUGUGGUCGAUGUGGACGAUGUAAACGAGUGGAAACCAGCAUUUUUGAAAUCUUCUUACGAGGUUUCCAUUCAAGACACCAUACCACGUGGUAGUGACGUCAUAAAAGUCAUUGCCCAGGAUAAAGAUCAGGGCCUAAAUGGUGUGCUGAAGUAUUGCAUAACCUCCGGUAAUGUUGACUAUGCGUUCUUCAUUCGCCCGCAGAGUGGUGUCAUCCAAACAAACAAAGUGCUAUCUUCUUCGGACAUUACCGAGUACAAGUUGACAGUCGAGGCUCGGGACCAUGGCACCUUUGGUCUUUCCUCCAGUGUUAAUAUAACGGUGCGUGUUCAGCGUAGUAGUCUCGAAUCCAAUUUUCGUAAGACGUUGUACUCAGCGUCCGUGUAUGAAAACGAGGCCGUGGGCACUUACGUGACGACGGUGAAUUUCAAUGGAUGGAUGGUAAUGUACUCAUUUGUCAACGAGAGCGAGUGCGCCGACAGCUUCCUCAUUAAUGUGUUUACCGGAGUCAUCACGACCAAGAAAAUAAUUGAUGCUGAAAAGUACUCCCUUUGUGCUCUCACAGUGAAGGCUGAAGAUUGCAGCGGAGUGAUAAAGAAAACCAGGGUUGUCGUCAAAAUAGAAGACAGGAACGAUAACUUUCCCGUUGUAUCUAGUCACGGCUAUGUGGGAUACAUCGAUGAAAACUCUCCCGAGGACUCUGUGGUUUUAAAUACAGAUGCAAACGGUCCAUUGGUUAUUUCAGGGCACGAUGCUGACGUACACGGUUCUCAAUUGGUGUACGCGAUCGCUGAUUCGUCCAUGGAGAGUUAUUUUAAAAUCGACAUGCACACUGGCGAGAUUCGCACUGCUAAGGUUCCGAUUGACUAUGAAACAAGACAUUUGUAUCGACUUGUCAUUCAAGUUAGUGAUCAAGGUAAGCCAUCAUUAUCCGUCAUCACUACUGCUGUGAUCCAUGUGGGAAAUAUCAACGACAACAAGCCGAGCUUCGCAUCCAGCUCUUUGAAAGCCAACGUUUACCUUCCUGUGUACAAGGAUGUGCGUGUCACAACGCUAGUCGCCACAGAUCGGGACAACCUGACAAAACUCGAAUUUUCCAUAACGAAACAAGACAUUCCAGGUCUUUUACGCGUCGUAAGAUCCACAGGCAAGGUGCUUGUCGACAAGCCUUUGCAGGUGCGCGUCGGUUGGUACAAUGCGGAUGUCCUCGUGAGCGAUGGAACCUACUCAACGACUGGUAAACUCCGCGUGAUAUUCAAAUCUAUAACGCCGACAGAUCUAAGGUUCUCGCGGCCUAUUUACCAAUCUCACAUCCUCGAGAAUACAUCGCGAAUACAGACCGUUUUAGUGCCCUUCGUCCGUGGAUACAGUGUUGGAGAACGCCUUCGGUUCAGCUUAACAAAUCUUGACGAUGUUUUCACCAUACAAGAAAAUACUGGGGCUGUCAAAACAAGAGGUAAUGUUGUUCUUGAUCGAGAAUCUACGGAUUCCUAUCGACUUGUGGUUAUCGUUCGCGAUGAGCGAAACCCACCGAGGGUUGCCAGGUGCUUGGUUAGUGUAACUGUGGACGAUGUGAACGAUUGCCGACCUGCCUUUCCUCCUUCGCCCUUAUUUUUUGUCGUGUCAAAACGCUCCGAAGCUGGCUCGAAAGUUGCAACCAUUGCUGCUGACGACUGCGAUGCUGGACGAAAUGCUGAUGUUAGGUAUAAAAUUAAGAAGGACGAUAGCAAAAUGUUUGGUAUUGAUCAAGAGACAGGUGCAUUGAGUGUACUCGGUCAGCUGACUGGUCUUCCUUCGCCUUCAAAGUUUACAUUGAUCAUUGAGGCAAGGGACCUGGGUAAGAUUUCUUUGAGUUCCGAAGCAGAAGUGUCUAUGCAUAUCGAAUCGAGCGAUGCCUGUAUAUUCGAGAAGCCAUUUUAUCGCGUGGAAUUACCGGAAAAUGCCCGAGUCGACGUGAUUUUCAAACAACUGCACGCAAGAUGUCCGAAGGGAAAACCCAUUUUCAGCAUCGUUUCCGGCAACAAUUUCACGCAAUUUGAAUGCGACAUAAAUUCUGGUGAGCUAUCGCUGCUUUCACAUUUGGAUUACGAAGUCGUUACUCGCUACACGUUGUCUGUGCGUGCACAAGAUUCAAAAACCGGUGCUUCGAGCAUCACCACAGUCGACGUACUUGUAAAAGACAUCAACGACAAUCCGCCUGUGCUGAAAUCGUCAUCGUACUAUGUGAAGGUCGAAGAGAAUUCUCCACCGGGGACGCAACUCCUGCGAGUUUUGUCCACUGACAAAGAUUCUGGCGAGAAUGCUAGGCAUUUCUUCGAAAUCGAACGGGAUACGUGCGUGACGCCUGGGUCAUUUGCCAUAGAUCAGAUCAACGGUACAGUGACGGUUACAAGAGCGCUGGACUAUGAAACGCAGAAACGUUGCAAUAUUGAAGUGCGAGUAACCGAUGGUGGUGUUCCAGCGCUUCACGCUAUGACUUCGAUCACGGUCCUUAUAAAAGAUGUGAACGACAACCCCCCGGCAUUUCAAAGACCUCGUUAUCAUGCCACAGUGAUGGAAAAUGGGGGACCGAGUCAUUUCAUCACUCAGGUCGUUGCAAAGGAUCCAGACGAGAGUGACUUUGGAAAACUCACCUAUGGUACAGUGCCUGGUUACGGCAGUACCUAUUUUACAAUCGACCCUCGUUCCGGCGUCGUGACCCUCUCGAAAGUACUCGGUAUUCAACUCGGGAAAGUAUACAUGCUGAACAUUAUUGUGGACGACGGUAUCCACACUGCAUUCACCAAGCUCGAUGUCGUUGUUGGACAGUCGAAUAAUCAUCCACCAAUGUUUCAAAAGGACGUUUAUGAAGCCUACAUCACGGAGAACUACCCUGCCGAUAGUUAUGUUGUCAUGGUGACAGCAACCGACGAGGACUCGGGAAAGUUCGGGGAAGUGACUUACGCAAUUGAUAGCCCCGGGUUGAUAAAGGAUUUCCAUAUCGACUCCACUACUGGGAUCAUUAGCACACUGAAACCGUUUGAUCGUGAGUUAGAAAGCUCAGUUAUCAUACCUGUGCGUGCAAGCGAUGCUGGUGGCGAGACAACAAUAUGCACUGUAAAGGUUAUUAUCAAUGAUGAAAACGACAAUCAGCCCAGAUUUUUGAUGCCCUCUUAUACUGCCGUAAUCUCCUCGAAGAACACGUCGGUUGGUGAAAAUCUGAUUAAAGUCAACGCGGUUGAUCCUGAUGAAGGUGACAAUGGUGCUCUGUCGUACGCUUUGUUCGGUCAACGAUCUCCUCAUGUCUUUGUUAUAAACGAAACUACAGGCGUUAUUUCGUUUAAGAGAAAGCCUUUGGAAUCCGUCUACGAUUUCUAUGUUCGCGCACAAGACAACGGUUAUGUGCCACUUAAAAGUUAUGCUCCCGUCCGCGUCUACAUACAAACGAUUCAGUUCAAAUUCCAACAUUCACGUUAUUCGUUCAUCCUUCCCGAAAGUUUCCUUGGUCCUGUUCCUUUCACUUUUUCUCUGUGCGAUGAGAAAGGAAAACCUGUGAAUUCAAAUGUUCAGUUCUCCAUGUUAACCGGUCGUAGUGAUGAUACCAAUGGAAACGCUACGUUUGAUGUUGACUCAAAAGGAAAUCUUGUGGUCGCUCGACCAUUGGAUUUCGAAAAAGUUCAAAAGUAUGAUCUUACCGUCAGAGCUAAUCGAUCUAAGAUUACCGCGUUUGCCAUCGCUCAAAUCCACAUUCAAGAUGUCAAUGACAACAGGCCUGAAUUUGAGUCAGAUAUUUACAAAGUCAGUGUACCGGAGGAUGCCAUCAUUGGACGCAAUCUAGUUCAAGUUCGAGCCCAUGACAAGGACAGUGGAGAGAAUGCAAUCAUCUCUUAUCAUCUAUUAUCCAAAUCAACUGCAUCAUCUGAUGUUUUUGCGGUCGAGUCGAGCACGGGUUGGUUAUUCGUCAACGGGAGUCUGGAUCGCGAAAAAGUCGCGUCGUAUGUUAUCAAAAUCAUCGCUCAGGAUCAUGGUCGCAAUAUAUCAUUGAAUAGUACAGCCACUGUCCGUGUUAACGUGGACGAUGUGAAUGAUUCUCCACCAGUUUUCUCUCAUAUGUUGUACCAGGUUUCGGUAAGAGAAGAUCUUCCCGUUUACUCGACUGUUCUCAUUCUAAACACGACGGAUUCCGAUAUCUCUCCAGAGGUCGCGUAUUAUAUCGUGAGUGGGAAUGUGCAAAACGUAUUCGGUGUUCAUCAAUCAUCGGGGAAGCUUUUCCUCGCCUCGAAACUCGAUAGAGAAACGUAUCAAAGUUAUCGACUCAAUAUCACAGCUUUUGACGGAGCGUAUACAGCUUCCGCCUUUGUCGAUGUGGAAGUAACUGACGUAAACGAUAACAGACCUGUUUGCGAACAGUCUUUUUUACGCAUCAAUGUUUUCGAAGACGAACAAGUCGGAUCCAAAUUGGUGACGAUCAACGCAAGUGAUGUCGAUGAUGACAGCAACAACGGAAUCAUGUUUUGGGGACACAGUUAUUUUGACGUGUUUACAAUCGAGAAGAAUAAUGGCACUGUCAUUUUGAAAAAAGCAUUGGAUCGCGAACAGCAGUCAACGUACAACCUUCUUGUCUCAGCUUCAGAUGGUGAGAACUCGUGUUACACUAAUCUUACCAUAGAUAUACUCGAUGUCAACGAUUCACCGCCGAAGUUCACGAAGUCCCGCUUCCUGGCGUCUAUUCCCGUUGAUGCUCGACAAAAAUCGUUCGUGCUUCGUGUCGAGGCUAAGGAUGACGAUAUCGGCGAGAACCGUAAAAUAGAAUACGACUUUGUCAACUCAUCAACUGCCGAGCUCUUCACCAUGGAGCGUGAAACUGGUGUCAUAUCGCUCAAGACUCGUGUACUCAAACGGGAUGAAGAGAAAUUUGUUUUUGAUGUUAUAGCUAGAGAUGGCGGCUCACCGACUCUCUCGUCAAUUGCGAGUGUGGAAAUAAGUGUGUCGACCAUAACAAACUGUCCGUUCCUAAAAGACGUGUACAAAAAAGACAUAUCCGAACAUGUGAAAACACCUUUCGUGGUUGAUACAGUAGCGGUUACUUGUGGUGGUGGUGAUUUCUCAGUGAUUUAUAAAAUAGCUGGAGAAUCCGGCAAGAAGUAUUUUGAAGUAGAUAUGCAUACCGGUCUGCUUAGGUUGGUCAAGGAUCUAGAUUACGAGAUGGCGCGGACGCACCUUUUUACGAUAGAGGCUUUCAUGAUGAAACCUUCCGGGAAAACAAUACUGAUAAAUUCCGUCGCGGUUGAUGUCAAAGUGCUCGAUUACAAUGACAACAAGCCCGUGUUUGACCGGCCUUUUUACGUGGGAUUUGUGAACGAAGGAAGUAAGAAUGGCACUUUUGUGAUCCAGCUUACGGCAAAAGAUAACGACAGUUUCAGUGUGCUUCGCUUUAGCAUCAUAAAUUCAUCACCGGAUUCGCAUUCGUUCGUUUUAGAUUCACUGAACGGAAUUGUUUACGUACAAAACCAACUGGACUACGAAAUUGUUAGAAAGUAUGAGCUCGUUGUUCGUGUCGAGGAUAACGGCGUACCCUCGCUUCAGUCUGACAUUCGAUUGACAGUGAACGUGAAUGAUCUGAAUGACAAUCCACCGGUCGUUGAAAAAGAGCUGAAACUGCUGUUUCGAAUGGACUCUCCAGUUGGCCAACGGGUUUUGCAGCUUAGGCCAACUGAUGCAGAUGGACCUUCAAACUCGGAACCGUUUACAUUCAGCAUAGUUUCAGGUGAUAAUGAUGCCUAUUGGUUGAAUUCGUCCUCGGGAGAAUUGCUUGUUCGAAAACCGCUGACUUGGCAAAAUGUUACGUACAACAUGACGUUACAGACGGUGGACAACGGUUCACCUGCUCUCUCUGCAUUAACGCACGUUGAAAUAACCGUGGUAAAAAUGACUACUGAACCCCCUGAUGUGUUGCCUGUCACGGUGUAUGUCAAUAGGCUUGCCAUCGAUGUCCCGGAGGGUGUUGUCGGUCAAAUUGUGCUACGAAACAAAGACAGAAGGAUUGUACGAUUUGCACUACUUGAAAACGACGGAUUAUUUUCCAUGGGCUCAAAAGACGGCCACAUCAAAAUGGCGCCUGCGGUGAAGGCAGGAAUUUAUUCGAUGAAGGUCUUUGUUUUUGAUGGAACAUUUAACAUCACCGUUCCUUUAACUAUCUUGGUUAAAGAAAUAACAAGCGAUGUGAUCAGCAACAGCGUCACGAUUCGAAUAACCGGAAUGACUCUCGAUGUUUUUGUGUCAAAAUCCCUCUCGUCCUUGAUGAAUGCAUUGGCAAGCAUCACGUCGUCUUCUCUCGAGGAAAUCUAUUUGUGGAGUAUCCAAACUGUUUCUCGCAACAAGCUCGACGUUGUGUUUGCCGUCAAGAAACAUGGCCGCAUGGAGUUCUUUAGUCCCGAAAACCUUUAUGAAACUUUAGAAAGGAAGCUGGAAAUGUUUCAGAAGUUGUCCAACAUUGCCGUAUCAUCCGUUGGCUUGUUCCCCUGUGAUUGUCCGGCUGGCAAGGAAUGUCAAAACGUUUUAAGUCUGGUGGACGAGUGGAGUUCUCUUAAUGAAGAUAGCGUCAUAUUCAUAUCUUAUCGAAGCCAACAGAACAGAAAAUGUGUUUGUCCAAAAGGCAUUUCCGAAGCGGAAUGCAGUCACGUGCCUUCGUCUGAGUGCCUUAACAAUCCUUGCAAGCCAGGUUUCCAGUGCAUUGAUCGUCCCACCGGAUAUCAGUGCGUUUGCCCUCGUGGGAAACAUUGUCAAUACGGUUGCCUUGGGAACAAUUGUCAUACUCAUGCUGUGUCCUUCAACGGGUACAGUUACAUUCGCUACAAUUUCCGUGACGAGACGACAAAAAUAUCCUCGUUUUCCGUGUCGCUGCGAACAACCAAGUCUUUCGGUACCAUUUUCUCGGCGAAAGGAGCGCGAGAUUUUUUCCAUCUCGAGAUUUUUCAAGGUAAGAUCCGUGCAAGGUUCGAUUACGGAAGUGGCGAGGGCAUUUGCUUGAUUCGCGAUGUGAAGGUGAACGAUGGAAAAUGGCACGAAAUAGAAAUGAAACGGAAAGAACGGACCGUUCGUCUCAUUUUAGAUUCAGGCAGGGUUCAGGCCGAGGCUGUUGCUACGGGUUCGAUGAGUUUCUUGAAUGUUCAUAUGGAUAACAUCAUUGUUGGCGGGAAGUUACCUCGCAGGUCCGUAAGGAGUUUUGCGGGAAACUCCGAUGGCUUCUCAGGUUGCAUGGAAAGCCCUCGGCUUAAUGGCAAUGCGUUACCGCUGACCGGUAGCAACGCCGACGUAUCAACAUCGACCAAAGGUAUUUCUCACAACUGCUCUGUGGACGUCUGCAAUUCAUUUUUGUGCCGUAACGGAGGCGUAUGCAAGGUUUUGGACAAUAAAGCAGUGUGCAAUUGCAAAUCUGGUUUCACUUCGAACGAUUGUGCUGACGAUAUAGACGAAUGCUUGUCUUCUCCAUGCAUGAACAACGGCAAAUGCGUGAACACAUUAGGAUCCUUCCAUUGUACAUGCAACGAUAGUGACUUUGCGGGAGAACUGUGUGAAACGCGUGUAAGUGCGGUCACACACCCGGGCUCUUUAGGCACGAAAGAAUUUGUGUACAUCGGUGCAACCGCAUCUUUUUUGUUUAUUAUGGUGAUAAUAAUUUGCUUGAGCUGUCGAUGUUAUAACAAGCGCCAAAAGAAGACCAUGGCCGCCAAACUGAAAUGUAAAAAUGAAAAACUGAUUGUGCAUGCCACGGAAGAGGAUACAAUGCUUCCCCCUCCACCACCCCCACGUCGCGGUGACGUAGACGAACCCACUCCUCUUUUGGUAAGCCGUGCACCGUCGUGGGACUACGCAGAUUUAUCCGAAAUGGGGCCUAUCUGCCUGAAAAUAAUGUCGCGCUCAGAUCCGUAUUGCGACCAUUCUGGUGAGUACACGGGUGUCCCCAAGGUACCUCAAAGACCACGACAUACGAGUGAAAGCGAUGGCGUCCCAGAUAUUCCGAAGAAACCAGGACAGUAUCGUUAUUCGAGGAGUUCGUCCCAGAAUUCAUUCCCGAGCCACGAAGAUGUAUCAGAAUUUCGUGCUAAAGAUUUGGAGAUGAUCCGGCUGGGGAGAAAGGACAUUGAGAAACUUAUUAGCAGUACGACAAGUUUUAUGGAAGAUAAUUUAGAAACGAAGCGUGCCUCGAGAGCGUACGAUGUUCGGGAAAACUGCAGAUCUCCGACCGCUGACACGCACGAGCCGUUUCACACGGGGCAUCUGGAGACAUACGAUGACAAGAAGGUGGGUUAUUUUAUUCCAGAUGUUGAUAUGAGAGAUUCCGUGAGCAGUUCUAGCGGAAACCACGACGAAAGAACGGCCACGCUGGAAAAAGAACGAAACCCGACGAACUCGGAUACCAAAAUGCUUUGUCAAGAGUCGACAAUUUAGAGAUGUUUGUUUAAAGUGAUUUUUGCUUAUAAAGACGUACAUGUUGUUGAGUUUUUGAAAUAAAUGCCCUUUUCCAAGCAAUGAGAUGCAAGUAAAACGAUUUAGCAUUUCAAAGCAAACAGGCGAGUAGUUACGUAGCUGUGUUUAGCAUGUGUACAUUGCAUGUUUUAAUUCAUUUCUAAGUUUUACGUCUUUGAUUUCAAAGGACUCUUCUCAGAGACGUCGACAUGCACCUUAUUGAAAGUCGCCAUUCUCUUUCACUUCAGACCAAAAUAUUUGCAAUGUGGUGCCUAUGGGGGUUUGUUCCAACUGUUUCGAAAGAUGUACUUGAUUUUUACUCUCGAACUUUCCAAAAUAGAUUAUGAAUGUUCAGAUGGUUAAAAUUUUUAAAUUAAAUGAAAAACGUAACUUGAUUUCUCUCCAUUAAGAAACAACCCCAUCCAGGUUGACACGCUGCCACAUUCUUAUCGCCGCUUUUAAACGUUAGCUGGAAAAGGGCAUUUUCUAUUAGUUCCUAUGUGAACGAAUUAUGUAAAUAUUCUUUCAAUAUUAGACUUUGAGUUAGUUGCUUGUACCGCGAUUUUAGCGCGUGUUUUUAUUAAGGAUGAAAUGUAUAACAUAUAUAACACACUUUUAUAAACACUGACGUUUUAUAACUUUAGUUAACAGUUUUAUAUGUAUUUAUGAUUUGUAUUAACUAUUUAUUGUGUUUUUCAAAUGUUGUCUGGGACAUUCAGCUCACUGGUCUUAGACCCUAUUUGCAUGGAAUUAGAAUGACUCUAAUGAAAGUAGGUUUAGUAGUUAUGCAUGAUCUGGAGAGAUAGUGUGCGUAAUAAGGAAUUGAUAAAUUAAAAUUUAUUAUUGGUUAUGUAAAAAA
Molecule: messenger RNA, 14201 nt
Organism: Xenia sp. Carnegie-2017
Lineage: Eukaryota; Metazoa; Cnidaria; Anthozoa; Malacalcyonacea; Xeniidae
Product: fat-like cadherin-related tumor suppressor homolog
Exons: 17
Coding region: 254-13324 (4356 amino acids)
Biological process (GO): homophilic cell-cell adhesion
Cellular component (GO): catenin complex; plasma membrane
Molecular function (GO): calcium ion binding; cadherin binding
Source: RefSeq, a predicted model, not a curated record